GCUGAAUUUCUGCCCAUGCUGAAUCAAAGACGCGACUGACACCUCUUACCACUAACAAAGCCCUUGCCCACCCCUUGAACGUCUCACCUCGAAUCACGGCCCAGCAUUUUGCAGUGGCAUAACAGAACUCUGCUUAAGACUACCGCACUUAACCGCUUCGGUCGACCCGGGUGACCCCUCGGGAUGCAGACGACCUGCAGGUGACCUCGACUCUCACCCCUCCAUACUACUCAGCACCGAAUAAUCUCCUGCCUGCCCGCCCACUUACCACCCUACCGGUAGGCUGCGGCCGUCGCCAUGGUAGUCUGUAAGUUCUGGGAGGCAGGAAACUGCAGAUAUGGACAGAACUGCCGCUUCGAACAUCCGAACCGUAACCAGCCGGGUAGCCGAUUCGCGGCUUUUGGAGCCACCAGCGGAGGAGCCUUUGGGGGAUCUAGCAGCAAUGCUCCACCACAAUACAUCGUCUCGAAGGAGGGCAUACAGAAAGACCUGACUAGCGAGUUGCCGCAAUGGAUACUGUCCUCGUACGCGGGUGGGCGCGACACCCCCGAGCAGCUCUUUGGCGGGGCCAUACGCGAGCAGAGCUUCGAGGAAAUGAGGCUUCAUCAUGUGCUCGCCGAAGCUGCCGGCAACCCCCAACAAGCGAUCGCUCAAGCUCAGCAGCUCUGGCAGCAAGCCCAGCAGCAGAUCCAGACGACGCUCGGCAACCUUGAUGGUGCCGUGCAGUUCAUCCGUGCGGCCGAGAACAAGCACCCUAACCGAAUCGACAUUUGCAAGCAGAAAUCUCCGUCGGGGGGGACAGCCGGAGUGUUUACUAAAGGCAAAACCCAGACGUCUGCCUUUGCGCAACCCAAUCCCUUCCAGUCCGGCCCUGCCUCCGGUUCGCCCGCCGCCAAUCCUUUCUCUACCAACGCGCAGUCUUCAUCUUCUUUUGGCGCCGGCGCGGCCACGACCAGCCCCUUCGGCCAACCGUCCACCGCUCCCAGCGCGUUCGGUCAGCCGUCCACCACAGCGAGCGGGUUCGGCCAGCCGAGCGCCUUGGGUCAGAAACCCAAUCCGUUCGGUGCGCCGGCCUUUGGACAGCCGUCUCAGCCCACUUCAGCGUUUGCGAAACCGGCCGAGACCUCGCCCUUUGCGACGGCACCACCACCAUCAUCAUCAUCAUCCCAAAGCAAGCCCGCAUUCGGCCAGCCCGGGUUCGGCCAACCGGCAUUCGGUCAAUCAGGGUUUGGCAAGCCCGCCCAGGGCACUUCUCCCUUUGGUCAAGCUCAGACUGGCCAGACAGCGGCGACCGGUGGCUCGGCGUUUGGACAGCCCUCGGCGCUAGGCUCGCAGCCCAAGGGCUUCGGCGCCCCUGCCUUCGGCCAGCCCGCGCAACCUGCGCAGCCAAGCGCGUUCGGCCAGGCCGGCGCGUUGGGCCAGAAACCGAAUCCGUUCGCGGGCGGCUCGACCGGACCGAGCCCCUUUGCGGCCGCGGGCACUACCGCCGGCACCAGCACGACGAGCCCGUUCGGACAAGCCGCCCAGAAACCGUCUCCUUUCGGGGUGGCGCCCGCGCAACCAUCCGCGGCGGCGGCGAACCCUUUUGCCGCGGCAACGCAACCCGCUCCCGGCACCGCCAAUCCUUUCGCGUCGCAAACCAACACCGCGACUCAGCCUGUACAGCCCAACCCCUUCCAGCAGGCCACCCAAGCGCCUUCCCCCUUCGGCCAGCGGCCCGGUGGCGCAGCGGCGGGGGCGGCGGCACCGAAUCCGUUUAGCAGCAGCAAUGCUCCCGCAGCAGCAGCAGCAGCAGCAGCAGCAACAGCAUCGUCUGGAGGAGGCGGCAGUAACAACCCCUACCCCCCCGGGAGCGCGAAGAAGCACCCGGACGUGUCCGCGUACGCUAGCAAGAACAUGGCGGGCCAGCUGGCGCAGUGGAAGGGCAAGCCGGUGACGUACAGGGACGGGGUGCCGGGGCUCCGGGAGUUCGACGGGACGUGGAGGCGGAUCUGGUUCCCCGACGGCCCGCCGGCGUAUUACAGGGAUACGGAGCUGCCGGUGGAGGCGUAUGAUGAGAAGUCCAGGGCGCAGUGGAGGGCGUUUGAGCAGACGGGCAGGUUUGAGGGGGGGAUGCCGGAGCUGCCUCCUACGAGGGAGGUUUGCUUGUGGGACUUUUAGGAUCUGUCGAAAAAAAGGGUCGAUUGCAUGCGGAGAUGGGGAAGAGGCGAGAAUACCAACCACAUUUGGGAAAAGGUGGCGGGGAAAGCAGAGCUGAGUUGGUC
Molecule: messenger RNA, 2264 nt
Organism: Sodiomyces alkalinus F11
Lineage: Eukaryota; Fungi; Ascomycota; Sordariomycetes; Glomerellales; Plectosphaerellaceae
Exons: 4
Coding region: 298-2160 (620 amino acids)
Molecular function (GO): metal ion binding
Source: RefSeq, a predicted model, not a curated record